Molecule: messenger RNA, 1188 nt
Organism: Coffea eugenioides
Lineage: Eukaryota; Viridiplantae; Streptophyta; Magnoliopsida; Gentianales; Rubiaceae
Product: F-box/kelch-repeat protein At3g06240-like
Exons: 1
Coding region: 1-1188 (395 amino acids)
Molecular function (GO): protein binding
Source: RefSeq, a predicted model, not a curated record
AUGAUUAAUCAGCUACCUGAAGGUGUAUUAUCUGAGAUCCUCGUCAGGUUGCCCGUCAAAUCAUUACUUCAAUUCAGUUGCGUUUGUAAGAAAUGGUGUGCUCUGAUCAAGAGCCCUUAUUUUGCAGAUAUGCAUCUCAACCAUGCCAAAGACUACAAUGAUCACCGUGUCGUUCUCAUCAAGCGGUUCAUCAAGGAUGGAAAGAAAACCGUCUUGUCGUUCCAUUCUCAUCAUAAUGGAGGAGAAGAAGAUGAAACUCUCCGUGUUGUGGCCCCUAAUUUAGAGCUACCUUGGUGGGAUCGUUACUGGGUCGGCCUGAUCGGAGCCUGCAAUGGCAUCGUUUGCAUCUCGGAUUUCUACGACAUUUAUCUAUGCAAUCCUGCCAGGCAUGAACUCCUCAAACUCCCUGUUCGCCCUUUUGUUUAUCCCGAUGGUUGUUCAAAAGGCUCUGUGUUUACAACAAACGGUCUGGCUUUCGGGUUCGAUCCACCUUCUGGAGAUUAUAAGGUUCUUAGGAUAAUCAGUUUCUCUGCGGGCUCUUUUUGCCUCCCUUCAGUGACAGCUGAAAUAUACAAUCUCAGCACAAAUUCCUGGAGAAAUCUCGAUGCUGACUUACCAAAAAUCGAACACCCACACCCAUGUUUCCCCGCACUAAUUCAUGGAUCCUAUCAUUGGUGUGCUGCCAGCACGAAAUCACGGCUCAGCGUGUCUAGGAUGAUCCUUUCUUUCAACAUAUGCACCGAGGCAUUUGGGCAGAUGGAAUUUCCUUGCUAUAUAGCAGACGACACAAGGCCCAGCCUUGUUGUCUUAGAUGAUUCCCUUGCCUUUAUCUCGUUCAAAAACCCUUACCCGCAACGGCUCCCAUCAAUCUAUGAGCAGUUCAUUGAUAUCUGGGUGAUGGUGGAAUAUGGCAUCAAAGAGUCCUGGAUGAAGAAAUUUUCCUUAGGACCUCUCGUAGGAAUGAAUGGGCCAUUGAUUCACCAGCCAUUAUGUUCUUGGAAUAAUGAUAAGCUUCUGCUACAAAGCGAGGAUGGGUACUUGAUUUCUUGCUCUCUCAAGAAUCACAGCCAGGAAACCAGGAAAUUUGACAUCUGCGGGCAGAGAGAUACGCUGAAGGUCAUAAUAUAUCAAGAAAGUUUGGUUUCUCUUAGCAAAAGACAUGAAGGUUUAUCUUGGUGGAAGAUUUAA